AUGUCCUCGGUCAAAAGCGCUUCGGCGCCAAUUUAUUUUGGCUCCUUCUUGGUAACUCCCCAAGUCUUCCACCAAACGCCGCUUUCCUUUGCCCUCGUGAAUUUGAAGCCAAUCCUGCCCGGUCAUGUCCUAGUCUCACCUCGUCGAGUCGUGCCACGGGUCUCAGACCUCACCCCAGCCGAAACGAGCGACUUGUUCCUGACAGUCCGACGUGUCGGCCGCAUGAUUGAGCAGUACUACGGCGCUGCGAGCCUCAAUAUUGCCGUCCAAGAUGGUGUCCAUGCUGGUCAGAGCGUGCCGCAUGUUCAUGCACACAUCAUCCCUCGCAAGCCUGCGGAUCUGGACCCAACAGAUGCCGUCUAUGACAUGCUGGAUGGCGAGGAAGGCGAUGUAGGUAAGGCGCUUCGGGAAGUGCAGGCAGGUUUUCCUUCCGAUCCUGAGCGUAAACAGAGUCGCUCGCGAUUUCCGGCGGUUGAUAAUGAGGAGCGCAAGCCUCGUACUGCGGAAGAGAUGAGAAUUGAGGCUGAGUUCUUGCGUCGGGAGAUGGAGAAGGAGGACCUGGACUAG
Messenger RNA from Penicillium oxalicum, 567 nucleotides. RefSeq names its product HIT family protein. Gene Ontology annotation, molecular function: catalytic activity. Bases 1 to 567 code for a protein of 188 amino acids. The record is from RefSeq and is a predicted model, not a curated record. Lineage: Eukaryota; Fungi; Ascomycota; Eurotiomycetes; Eurotiales; Aspergillaceae. The transcript has 2 exons.